AUGUCAAAAGCCCUACGCCUCGCCAUGAGUUUAUCACGUUCAUAUCCAUGGGUAGCCAAUCCCUUCAUUGUCAGCGCGCCCAUGCGCGUGAUGUCAGGUCCCGCCCUUGCGGUGGCCGUAUCGCGCGCCGGUGGUCUGGGCUUUCUCGGACCAGCCGUUAAAACACAAGAUAUGCUUGUUGAUCUGGAGAAGGUGUCAACAUUAGUCGAGGAGGCCCGUAAAUCCUCGUCCGCUUUCUCAUCUACCACCAAUGUGCUUCCCGUUGGCGUCGGGUUCCAGCUCUGGAGCGAUGACCUCGCCACUGCUGUUUCUGGUAUCCAGAAAUUCAAACCAUGCGCUGCGUGGCUCUUCGCCCCGAAGGGCGGUCAAGAAGAUUACGACCACUGGUCGCGCAGCAUCCGCGAUGCCUCAUCACAGACCCAGAUCUGGAUCCAGAUCGGUACGCUAGCAGAAGCAAAGGGACUCUUGAAGGGAUCCGAGCGACCCGACGUAAUUGUUGUCCAGGGCUCAGAAGCUGGCGGUCAUGGUCGACACAAGGAUGGACUCGGACUAAUUACGCUCCUCCCGGAAGUCGUCGACGCGUUAGCUGGUAGUCAGAUCCCGAUCUUUGCGGCUGGAGGUAUUGCCGACGGACGAGGCGCUGCGGCGGCACUUUGUCUCGGUGCUGAUGGUGUUGUCAUGGGAACGCGGUUUUUAGCCUCUGAGGAGGCGCGUAUUAGUCGUGGGUAUCAGGGUGAAAUUGUCCGAGCUACGGAUGGUGCGGCUUCUACGACGCGGACGUUACUUUACAAUCAUCUUCGGGGUACGAUGGGUUGGCCGGAGCCGUAUAUGCCGCGUACUAUUAUCAACAAGAGUUUCAUUGAGCACCAGGCUGGCCGGUCGUUUGAUGAGUUGAAGGUUGAGCAUGAUCAAGCUUUGAAGGCUGGUGAUUCUGGUUGGGGUCCGGAGGGAAGACUGGCUACCUACGCGGGUGCGUCUAUUGGAUUGAUUCAUAAUGUCAAGGAUGCUGCGACUAUUGUGCAUGAUGUACGGGAGCAGGUACUCGAGCGACUGGGCCCUGAAGGACGAUCUAAGAUUUAG
Molecule: messenger RNA, 1080 nt
Organism: Aspergillus oryzae RIB40
Lineage: Eukaryota; Fungi; Ascomycota; Eurotiomycetes; Eurotiales; Aspergillaceae
Product: nitronate monooxygenase
Exons: 1
Coding region: 1-1080 (359 amino acids)
Molecular function (GO): nitronate monooxygenase activity
Source: RefSeq, a predicted model, not a curated record